This is a messenger RNA of Monodelphis domestica (gray short-tailed opossum), 6086 nucleotides long. RefSeq names its product small nuclear RNA activating complex polypeptide 4 (gene SNAPC4). Gene Ontology annotation, biological process: snRNA transcription by RNA polymerase II; snRNA transcription by RNA polymerase III. Lineage: Eukaryota; Metazoa; Chordata; Mammalia; Didelphimorphia; Didelphidae. Gene Ontology annotation, cellular component: snRNA-activating protein complex. The record is from RefSeq and is a predicted model, not a curated record. Gene Ontology annotation, molecular function: RNA polymerase III type 3 promoter sequence-specific DNA binding; RNA polymerase II cis-regulatory region sequence-specific DNA binding.
CGGGGGGAGAUAGGAAGAUACCUGAAGCGAAAUAAUGAUUGAGGUGGGGAGGAUGCGAGAUGAAGAGGAGAGGGACGCCCAGGCGGAGAGGUCGAAGGAGGCCCGACAUGGAAAUUGAGGACAAUUUGGGGCAGAAUAAAAUGCUUCCAGGGGAGGGAUUUGCUCAAAGCCACAUGCAAACAACGGAGCCACAACGAACCCAAUUGCUCAUUUCCUAAUGUAACCGUAGGCUAGUCACUUAUCUCUGGGCCUGUUUCCUCAUCUGCAGAUACCUCUCUGGGCUGAAAGGAAAGCAUUUAAAAAAACUUUAAUAACAAAGUAAAAUUAAACACCUACUCUGUGCCAAGCAAAGAAAGACAAAAGCCUUCCCUGUCUUGCCUUCAAGAAGCUGUCUAAUGGGGGCAGAAGACACUGUAUAAAUGAGAUAUACAGAAUGAUUUGGAGAUAAUCAACAGAAGAAAGUCAUUAGCAUUAAUGGGGAUCAGCAAGGGCUUCUUGCAGGAAGAAUUUUGGUUGACACUUGAAGGAAAUCUGGAGGCUAAGGCUAAAAGGGAGAGAAUUCUAGGCAUGGAGAGACAACAGAGAAAAUUCCUGGAGUAGGAAGAUGGAGUGCCAUAUUUGAGGAACAGCAAGGCCAAUGUCAUUAAGUACUAAAGUAAGAGGAGUAAGAAGACUAGAAAGGCCAAAGUUAUGUCAGACAUGGAUUUAGUUGCAGAAAGAGAGAAGAUAACAAAACAAAUCAAGAAUCUGGAAAAGAUUUUGGAUCCUAACAUUGCAACAAUUGAAGUGGUUGUCUCUGAUUCGAAUCUUGAUUCUACUUCAGAAGCAGAUUCCCUGGAAGAUGACGAUUGGGAUGAACACAUUCCUAUGGAGGAAGAAAGUUGGGGAGAAAGCGAUGAAGAUGACUCAAAGGACCAAGCCCUUCCCAAAGACCCAGAGACCUGUUUACAGUUGAACAUGGUAUAUCAAGAAGUCCUUCAGGAGAAGAUAGCAGAAAUUGACUUGCUGCUGGCUCAGAAUAAAGAGCAACAGGAAGAAGUCAUGUGGGAUCUGGCUGGUUCCAAAGCCUCAAAGACAAAAGAUGGAAAGAGCCUCCCUUCAAAUGUGUUUGUGGGUCAUUUUAUGAAGCCAUACUUCAAGGAUAAGGUCACAGGAAUUGGACCUCCAGCCAAUGAAGAUACCCGGGAAAAGGCUACACAGGGCAUCAAGUCUUUUGAAGAACUGAUUGUGACCAAAUGGAAAACUUGGGAAAAGACUUUACUUAGGAAGUCGGUGAUAAGUGACCAUCUGCAGCGAUUACUUCAACCCAAGUUAUUAAAGCUUGAAUACUUAAAUCAAAAACUUGACAAAGUCAGUGACUCAGUGGAGAAGCAGAUUUUGGAGAAGCAAAUUAAAAACACUGAGAAGGAAAUUGAGGAUAUCAAUCAGCUACCGGAAGAGUCUUUAUUGGGGGACAGACUGGAUGAAAGGGAUUGGGAGAAGAUCUCCAACAUUAAUUUUGAAGGCAGCCGAAGUGCUGAUGAGAUUCGGAAAUUUUGGCAGAAUUGUGAGCACCCAAGCAUCAACAAGCAAGCAUGGGUUGAGGAAGAGACCAAGCGCCUGAAAGAGAUUGCCGCAAAGCACAAUUAUUUGGAGUGGCAGAAAAUCGCAGCAGAGCUGGGAACCAACCGAAGUGCCUUCCAGUGUCUACAAAUGUACCAGCAGUAUAACAAAGACUUGAAGCGGAAGGAAUGGACAAAAGAAGAAGACCAUAUGCUCACACAAUUAGUUGAGGAAAUGAGAGUUGGAAACCAUAUCCCUUAUCGUAAAAUUGUCUACUACAUGGAGGGUAGAGAUUCAAUGCAGUUGAUCUAUCGUUGGACCAAGAGCCUAAAUCCCAAUUUGAAAAAAGGAUUCUGGACACCAGAAGAAGAUGCUAAAUUACUCCAAGCUGUUGCCAAAUAUGGAGAACGUGAUUGGUUUAAAAUUCGGGAAGAGGUGCCAGGUAGGAGUGAUGCCCAGUGUCGAGAUCGAUAUCUAAGAAGAUUACAUUUCAGCUUAAAGAAAGGGAGGUGGAAUGCAAAGGAAGAAGAAAAAUUAAUUGAAUUAAUAGAAAAAUAUGGUGCUGGUCACUGGGCAAAGAUAGCCUCUGAAUUGCCUCAUCGGACAGGCUCCCAAUGUUUGAGCAAAUGGAAAGCCUUGAUUAGGAAAAAGAAAAGGCCCCGAAAACGUCAGAAGUCUCGGAAGAAAUGCAGCUCUUGUUCCUCCAGUAGCAGUAGCAGCAGCAGCAGUGAGGAUGCUCAGCUGGAGUGGCACAAUGACCUGGAGAAAGAGAAAGAUGCUGAAGGAGCACUAGAUGAACACCAGUACACAGUGCCCAGCAUAGACUUGUGGAUGCCUACCAGACACAGUCAUUCUGAGCCAUGCAAAGAUCCAGGAUGGUGCUAUUCCAGGCCCUCCACUAUUUCCCCUUGCCUUUCCAAAGCAUCAGGGCCUUCCAAAGAUGGCAGCCAGGCAAUUCCAAGUGUAGCAGUGGCAAAAAGAAGGGACUUUAGCCAAGACAAAGACAUUUUGACCCCCACUAUGGACAUGGAGUGCACAACACUUUCAGCUGACAUUGGUCUGGAGAAGCCACAGGAAGAAUUAGAAGAGCAGGCCUCCAAAACUGGGAAGCGUAUCUUAAAAGUUCCCCUGAAUGAUGUGAAAAAGGUGAUAAGGAUCAAUACCUGUCUAGAAUACCAGAAACUAAAAGAGAGGCUAAAGAAGACCCAUCUAUUCACCUCAUCUCUGGCAUCCAAAAUUGACAAUGGAAUGGCUAUAGAGAAAGUGGUACAGGUGUGGCACAAAACUUUUCUGAAUAGACAGCGGCAACAGAAGGUUGGCAUACAGAGGAAGAGACUGGACCGCAAGCUCUUAAUGGCCGUGACUCCUUGGGUGGGUGAUAUCGUCAUCCCUUGUUGGAGUUCCAGGAAGGCUGUAACAGUGCAGACUCGAGCAGAAGCCAUCAUGACAAAGUUGCAGACUAUCCAUCUGACAAGUACACCUGUGUUUACAUUGUUUAUUCAGCUGUUGCAGAUUGAUACUGAUGGCUGCAUGAAGGUGAUUGGAGAGAGGAAGACCAAGCAGUCAGAGCUGCUCUGGGCUAUUACUGGAAAUCCACAGCGACCUCAGCAGGCAUCCUCCAGUUUACAGAAAACUUCAGGCUGUCUGAUGAUGAAGGGAGUGAGCAAAGAAACACAGAAGAAAUCUAUCUCUAAGAUGAAAGAUUUGCCAGAGUCUACCCAGCCUGGGCCAACAGUGUUACCAACUUCUUUCGGUCCCAUAUCAAAGCCCAAGACUGUCUCAGAACUUCUGAGGGAGAAGAGGCUAAGGGAAUCCAGAGCCAGAAAGGCCUUGGAGAGCACAGUGAUCCUUGCCCCUCAGGUGCUGAUCACCCCACCUGUGAUCCUUCAGCAAUCUCUACAACCACUUAUCCCUUCUACUCUUGCUAUGACCCAGCCACUGGGAUCAGGGUCAGCUGGGAAACCAGUUGCUGUGGCUUCAAGCCCAGUAGCCACAUUUCAAACACCUUCCCCCAUCAUAGCUUCCACCAAAUCCCCUGAGAAAAGUUCUAAUACAAAUAACUCUGGCUCCUCCCAGGGAAAUGAGGUAAUUGCUAAAGAGAAAGUAAAUGAAACAGAGGGUACCUCUGCUCCCCAGGUUGGGGCCCUCAUCUCAGGUCAGUCCUCAUCAAUGAGGUCUGAAGGACACUCUGUUCCUAGUGAGAGCCCAGUCCCUGCAAUAGCAGCUAAUCCAGUCCCAGGAAUAAGCCAAAUUUCUACCAGCUCAGGGCCAGCUAACCUCCUGUCUUCCCAAGCCACUACUGCCUCAAAGAAACAGGAAUUGCCCAAUGCUCCUGUUCUAGCUCCAUCUCAAGUCUCUAUGCAACAGCCCAAGCCCAUCAGCCUGGUGCCUGCCCUUUCAGUUCCUACCUGUGGUCCACAGGUUAUCUCCAGCAACAUGUUUCCUAUCACUUGGGUAGUUACUACACAAGGGCUUGUCCCUAUGUCCAUGUCAACCUUUGUUGGCCUUCCUGGACCAGGCAAGCCAGCUGGAACCCCUGUGCUUCCCAUUGUUGGGGGAGUAGCCAGAAAUCAGUCUACCCUGAAGCUAUUGCCUUCAUCAAUAGUUAAGCAGAGCUUUAGGGCCCCUCAACCAAGCCCCACUUUAGCCAAAAGACCACUUAUUGCCAGUAAAACUCUUACAGGAGAAUUGCCCUCAGGCAUAGCUGGACCAAAUCUUCCAAUACAGCUUCCCACCACAGCUUCAUUAAAUACAGGAAAUCACUCAGGAAAAAAUAGUCUUCCUGAAGAUCAACCUUCUUCCAGAGAAGUGAAGACAGCUAGAGAGAUGUCAGCACCCCUUUCCCAGCCUGAGACACAGCCCCAGACCAAAAGUCCCACAAACCAACCAAGGACAGAGCCUGAUGGCUGCGAUUGUGCACCCACCCCAGAGGUAGAAAACCCAACUGGAGUGACUAUAGGAGGCCCAGAUCCCAUGCAGAAAAGCCUUUUACUGGAGACAAAAGACCAUCUUCCUGCUCAAAAUGGUAAUCCUGGAAAAUCAUUUCCCAUUUCAACAGAGAUACCUAAGCCCAUUACCCAGCAACAAGAAGGGUUGGCUGCCCAAGACAGUCAACCUAAAGCCAUGGAGCCUGGGAAAAGUAUUCUGGACCUGAAUCUCCUCUCAUUAGAGAAUGAGGCUUCCAUACGGGAGUGGCUUAAAGGAAAGCAAGGUGUCUGCUUGCCCCCACUUCAGAGUACCCUACCCUAUCUGCCUCCCUUUCUGUGUAAUCUGAAGACCCUUUCAGGGCUUCUGCUCCAAAAGAAAUCUCUGGAGCAGAAAGCAGUUACCAUAGUGGCACAGGGAAGUAUCCAAGACAAGAAUGAUGUAUCCAGAGAAGAUGUACAAUCAGCUCGGCAUCUGGUGCAACAGCAGCUUAAGGAGAACCCUGCAUAUCUCCUUCUGAAAGCCAGAUUUUUGGCAGCUUUUGCCCUCCCAGCUUUUCUUGCCACUCUUCCCCCACCUAGGGUUCCAACUACCCUUUCACAGAUCUUGGACAGAAACAGUGGGAGUGAGGAGGAAAAGGAGGAAGAGGAAUACUCUCAGUCAAAGACAAGACCCAAGGACAGGGAUUGUGGUGAAAAGGAACAGUUAGUGAGCACAGCUGGAGAUACCCAAUCCACCCCAGAGACUGUGGCUUCUAUCCAGGUUUCUCCCCAUCCUGACCCACAUGCCAUGUCCAGUGCCCUUGAUGCUGCUGAUUUCAAUGUGCUGAAGACUAGAAAUGCUAUACAUGCCAGGAAGCGGAGGAGGGUAUGAGAAGGGGCAGGGCUGGAGAUUGCUUGUGUUCUACAUAUCAACAGUUGGAUGGAAGCAUUUUGGCAAUCCUUGGCAGCCCCUGCUUGUUCUUCUAUUGCAGGAUACCUAGCCAUGAAAACUGCCUUUGGAGCUGAGAAAAUCUUAAACUUGCUUAAAACCUACUGACUGUGCAAAAAUUAAGAAAAGGAAAAAAUCCAAGAAACCAUGAAGGAUCAGAAGGCCUUUUCCUCAAGAAGGUUUCCUCUGUACAAACAGUAUUGAGUCAACAUUUCUCACAUAGCUCCUCACUGAAGACCAGUUAUCACACUAAUCACCCUGGAUUAUCAUUCAUACUGUAAACCCUGGAAAUUGGACUCUUCUACAAAAGGCUCAUGCCACUGCUCUGUUGCACUAGCACACAGGAAGGCCAGGAGCCCCAGCAGGGCUGUGGGCUAGGAAGGAGGAAGAAGAGAGAAAUGGAAGAUUAUUUAUUUUUGCUGUCAAAGCUCUAUUUUGUGUGAACACUUGGUGUUGGAUCAGAAGAGAUGACUGGGAUUCUCAGUUCUUCCAUCUUCAUUGAUGUUGGUAAUGGUCCUUUGGCUGCUUUGAAGUGAUAACACUUCUUUAACUGGAGGGGUUAUUUUUUUAUGCAAAUAACAAGUCUGAAUGUUUGGAGGGAAAGAUAUAAGUAUUUAUAUAUAUGUGUGCGUGUAUGUGUGUGCAUAGAUGCUAGAUGUUCUAUUUUCUCAUUAAAAACCAAAAAAUUA